Molecule: messenger RNA, 2005 nt
Organism: Coffea eugenioides
Lineage: Eukaryota; Viridiplantae; Streptophyta; Magnoliopsida; Gentianales; Rubiaceae
Product: protein FREE1-like
Exons: 10
Coding region: 156-1757 (533 amino acids)
Biological process (GO): multivesicular body assembly; intralumenal vesicle formation
Cellular component (GO): late endosome membrane; ESCRT I complex
Molecular function (GO): ubiquitin binding; metal ion binding
Source: RefSeq, a predicted model, not a curated record
CUUUCCUUCCUUCCUUCCUUCAUUCACCAAAUCUCCAUUCUCCAGUAAAACCCGACCCAAAAAAGCAUAAAGGGAAAAGAAAAAUCUCUCUCUUCUCCGUCUGGCCGGUCGAUUUUCCGAUCGAAAUUCUGGUACCAAUUAUACAACAAAGCGACAUGAGCUCGUCGUAUUACCAGUAUUAUCAACACGACUUCCAAAGCCCUAACCCUAAUCCCGGCUCCAACCCCAACGUCCCCGUGGAUUCUCAGUUUAUUCCGACCCCCACAAUCCCCUCCUACGCCUACGCCUCUGCCCCGCCGGUUUCCUCCAAUUAUUCGCCCUCCGCCGAUUUCUCCGCCAGUAAUUAUUCCUCCUCCACUUACCCUUCCCAUUCCCGGAGUUCUGAUCCUGCCCCUUCUUAUUCUAUAAGCCCUAGCCCUGCCUCCUCUCAGCCCUCCAAUCUACCUUCCUACUCUUUCCCUCAUCUGGAACCUUCCUAUUAUCCGUACGAUCAGAAUCCUGGAGCUGCUGCUGCUUCUGCUGCUGUUAGUUACGAUUAUCCCAAUUCAAAUCCUAGUUAUAGCUCGUCGUAUCCUUAUUCAUCGGCCUCUUAUGACGGUUCUUCGCAGAAUUACGACAAUUCAUUCGGGAAUAAUGUUAGUCAUGGGGGAUAUGAUGAUCAGGGGAUGUAUGAUGCUGGGGUUUAUAAAUAUAAUGGGGGAAAUUCAGAGCCCUAUGGUGCUAAAGGGACCCGGUCUCGACCCGAGAGUGGUGGAGUGCUGUUUGAUGAUUAUGGAAGGCCCAUUAAUGUUCCCGCUGGGAAAGAGCAGAAUGGGUCUGGAAGCUUUCCUAAGAUUGUGAAGGCGGCUCCAAAGGCUGAGGAGCUGCAUGAUACCAGGGGCAGCGUGCAGAAAUACCGAGUCAGGCUCUUAUCCGAAGGUGCAGGUCAGACUGACAUGGAUGUGCUCUGCCAGAUUGGUUUAGAUGGAAUUCGUAUACUUGAUCCAGCGACUAGUCGGACAUUAAAGAUAUACCCACUUGAGAGUGUCACCAGAUGGGAUGUGUUGGACUUGUAUAUAUUUGCAUUUUGGGCUAAAAGUUCUGUUGACAUUGAACCAAGACGCAUCAGGCUGAAAUCGAAUAGCUAUACAACAAACAAUAUUUUGGACACAGUGGCAGCAGCAAGCAUUCAGGUCAAGGAAAUGGGUGGAACAACUAAACCUUCAGAUGCAGUGAAGGAUGCCGACCAACCUGCAGAAAAGAAGAAAGCAUUUAUUGAUUGGAUGAACUUGAUGAAGCUGGGACAUGAAGAGAAGGAUCACUGGGUUCCUGAUGAUGCAGUUAACAAAUGUACCGCGUGUUCAUCAAUUUUCAAUGCUUUUAACCGGAAGCAUCAUUGUAGGAAUUGUGGGGAUAUUUUUUGUGACAAGUGCACACAAGGUAGAAUUGCCCUUACUGCUGAUGAGAAUGCUCAACCAGUUCGUGUUUGUGACCGAUGCUUGGCAGAAGUUACUCAGAGGCUGAGUAACACAAGGGAAGCAGCUGCCAGAUUCGCUGGAGCUCAGAGUCACGAGGAGCUUGUGAGAAAACUUAAGGAGGAGAUGGACAAAAAUCGCAAGACAUCAUCAGAUGUAGCUUCUGAUGGAUUUGGAACACGCACGAGAGAGGUUGCAUGUCCAACUUGCACAGUCCACUUACAGGUUCAGGUUCCGGCCUCCGGUUCUGAGACCAUUGAAUGCAGUGUUUGCCAGCACCCUUUUCUUGUGGGCGCUCAUUGAUCAGUAGCAGCAUCUUGUCACUCUGGGCUUGUACAAAAUCCGCGCACAAUUAACCAUUUACAAAUUUGUAUUUAUUACUUUCAUCUGGAGAGAUAUGUUUAAAUUCUGUUGUUCGUAUGUCUGUUGGAUUCUGUUUGUGUAAGCAUUUUUUAUACGGAAUCCUGACUGUAAUAUUCUGAAUAAACAUUUCUGUUUCACUGUUUAUGGAUACACUUAAAAAAAAAAUGGUACAGCGUAAGGCUUUUUAA